Molecule: messenger RNA, 4485 nt
Organism: Orbicella faveolata
Lineage: Eukaryota; Metazoa; Cnidaria; Anthozoa; Scleractinia; Merulinidae
Product: mediator of RNA polymerase II transcription subunit 24-like
Biological process (GO): positive regulation of transcription initiation by RNA polymerase II
Cellular component (GO): mediator complex
Molecular function (GO): transcription coregulator activity
Source: RefSeq, a predicted model, not a curated record
ACCUGCAGGAGCCGUCUGGGAAAAGCUUCCACUUUAAUAUGCAACAUCCCGAAAAGUUGAUCAUCUCGGGAUGCGUCUGUGUGGCUUUUGAAACAUACUAGCAAAAGUAUGGCUCAGUGACAUAACAACACAAGUUGACGAGGCUUGCUCAACACAACAACUUUAUUCUCUAAGCAUCUUGGGUAAUACAACAACUUAACACAACUUCCGGUUACGAAUAUAUUACAGCUUUUGCUUUCAUUGUUUUCUACAAGACAAAGCAGACUGGUUCCCUUUGAUUACAGUGCUGUAUGUUACAGUUGUUCUUAUAUAAAGCAAUCAGUAACUGCCAGGCUACUAAGCUGUAAAAAUUCAAAAUGGUGGUCAACACGGAGAUUCUUCUUCAAGCUUGGAGAGAAAGAUGGACCCCUUUACAGUGGCUUGUAGAAGUAAAAAAACUAGCAGGAAAGGACAAAAAAGACCUCGAUGAUUUAGCAGAAUGUCUUGUUCAACAGGCUACAUUUGGCAGUACACCAAGUACUUUGAUAUUGUCAUAUCUUAAUCAUGGGAUUGCUACCAAGGUUAUUUCCUGUUCAUCAGCUUUGACAGCAGUCCAUCAGUUUCAGAAUGUUACAAAGCACAAGUGCUUGUCAGCUUUAUUGGAUCUCCUCCUUAGUUUUGUUCCAACUAUAAGUUGCCCAGAAAGAGAUGAAGAAUGUCUGAAGCUGGCAGUUUCCUUGGUCAAGAUAGUCUACUGGCUUCUAAUUGUUGUUACAAGGCUGCUGAAAUUGUGUAUAGAGUCAGUACGUCUGUCUGGAGGUGCAGAUGCACCAUUUCAUGUGUCUAAUGUUGGAAAAUGCAACAAAGCUUUUGGACAUGUCAUGGGCUCUUCAUCUUACAGAGCUAUGGUCAUUGUAGGAAAGAUGGAGGAGCAUGCCAUGGCAUCAGAAUUGGACCGACAAUUGCAAGCACAUCUCAAGGACCUUAUCAUGACACAGACAGUUGUCCCUGAAAUGCAGCCCUACAUUAAAGAACUUAUGGUUAAUUUCAGCAGGUUGCAGAGUCUAAACUUGUCAUCUGGUAGUAGUGAUAUCAGUCCAGGUCAUGUUCCAAACAUGUCUGUCCAGAUUCUCACUCAGUUUCAGGUUUUAGUGAGUCCUUCGUACACUCCAAAUCAAGUUGCUGAUGUGAUGGAUUGCAUCAUGCAUGCUCAGAAUGUGGCAAGACAUCAGUUGUACUUAGAGUUUCUGAGAUCAGCCAUAGUGGGCCUGUUAGAAGCUCCUGAGAAAUCAAUGGAAGAAAUAUUAUGGACAGGGUUUCUGUUUUUGAAGGUUCCAAUUGUGAUUCGUCUUUUGGAGACAAGAUCCCAGCCUUCUGUGCAACUCCAGCCAAACCCUGGGGAACACUCCACAGCGCACAAUGCAUUUCAACAACUGCUGCAGUUUGCUCCCCUGCUGGAUGAUGCAGACCUCAAGUGCAGGUGUAACUGCUAUAAAGAACUGAUUCAACAGUAUUGCAAAGACCUCAAUCAGCAGACUGGAGAUAGGAUUGGACAACUUGUCUCUCAGAGACCAUUGUCAGCUGAAGUACAAAAUAUGUUAAGCAGCCAGUUAACUUUUAACAACCCUGCACAGCAAAUCCAGGAUGAAGAAAGCAGAAUUUUGGAAAUAAUUGGGGCACUGGAAUCCGAUCUCAGCAGCAGGGAUGAGAAAUUUCUGAACCCUCUGAAGAAUGUGGAAAAGUUUAAAUGGAUGACUGUGGCAGCAGCAAGCGUGGGAAAACUUCAAAACCUUAUAAGAGGACUUGUUAAAAUUACUGACCAAACUGUUCACGCUGCUACAGACAAAGAAGAUGUUAAACGAGGAAACAUCAGAGGAGAGCUGUUCAACACUUCUUUUCUAUUGCUGUGUCAUAUUGGGCAGGUGUAUGGUCGAAAGGUUGUACUGGACGUUGCCAAGAAUCGGUCACCUGCUCCAUUUGUUAUUCAAUGGAUCUCUCGCCACAUUCCAGACAUUGACAAGUGGAGGUCAUUUAUUCCUGAUACACAGCACUCGCCCAACCAAGCGGCAAUUAACGAACUACUCGAUCAAUUCUUCAGUAACUCAGCAUUUCCUGCAAGCCAAGCCAACUGGGAUGAACACUGCACGAACGUGUCCAGUGCCUUGCAUCAUGUACUGAAGGCGUGGCAAUGUGACUCCAAAGCUGUACCUCCUGAGCAGUUACAGAAAUUGUGCGAGCUUCUCAAGUACGAGGCACCUGCGCUGGCCGUUUGUGCUUGUUCAUGGAGCUGUGGACAUAUUUAUACUCUGACUGCAGAAGAAAGAAAACACCCCUUGCGGUUAGUGGGUUUUCUCCUCAAUCCUGUCAAUCCCAAAGGAAUGCCCAAGGAGUUUGUAGACAGCUGUGCUAUGUUGUUAGAAGUCAUGAAGAGAAUGUCGUCCAGUGUAGAAGGAAAAGAUAACACAUGGGAUGAUAAUGCAGAUAAACCGGUAUCAACUGGCAGGCCUGUGUCCAAGACUCUUGGAACUUUGUUCACAGACGUUGUCAAGGCGCGGCAGCUCAGUAAUAGGACACUUGAACAGUUCAGGCAUCUGUUAACUACAGGAGGAAACGAGUGGUUUAUUUACAAUAUCAUCAAGGAAAUAUUAAAGUUUACCCGGCAUGAAGAAAUUGUCCUAGCAGCUGACUUGGCCAGCAGCCUUCUAAUGUUUGAUGCCCAGGGCUUGGUGCCAUGCCUGCUUCAACAAGUUCUACCGCUGAUCAUGAAUCACGAAGAAGCUGAUACCAUAUUAGAAGAUCCAAAGGGCUGGGCUCUUGCUCGGUUGAUGGCACACACGGUGUGCUUAGGGAUUACUCUUGAACAAACGCUGUCAAGAGGAGAUUUGAAGGAUGAGGAAACUGAACGCCCUACCAAAAUAAAGAGGCUAGACAGUUUCUCUCUUCACAACUCGAGAUCUUCAUCGCGCGUACAGCAGGCCCUAGUUCGUCUUUGUGAUGAUUUUAUUGCCUCCAUGAAAACGACUGAAGUGGGACCAGUACCAGCGUUAGUCGUGUCGUUUCUUCAACAAGCUGUGGCCAGCAGUAACACCGUCGUUAGACCAUUAUCGGCCUGUUUACCUGAAGAUUUGGUAAAGGAAAUAUUGGAAUUAUCUCCUAGCCUACAAAACACACCUGACGUACUUUUGGGUUUGUGUAAUAUGAAGACAAAAGAUGGACGACAACUUUGUGCCAAGGCGCUCUGUCACAAUAUAUGAACAAAGUGAAACAAAUGAAAGGAGAGCUCUACAGCUGUGGGGUAUCAAGAAUAAACAAGGUUUAACAUUCAAAAGUAGGGAAGUGAGAGCUCCAUAGCGGCAUGUCAAGGCUCUCUGGCAAAACACGAACAAGGUUUGGCAUUGGAAAGAAGAAAAGUGAGAGCUGUGCAGCUGUAGAUCAAGGCUCUCUGUAAAAACGUAAACAAAGUGGAGCAUAGGAAAGCAGAGACGUGAGAGCUCCAUAGCUGUAUGUCAAGACUCUCUUGCAAAACACGAACAAGGAGCAUUGGAAAGCAGAGAAGUUAAUGCAUCACAGCUAAAGAUCAAGGCUCUGUAGAAACAUAAACAAGAUGGAGCGGAAAGCAGAGAAGUGACAGCUCGAUAUGUCAAGGCUCUCUUACAAAACACGAACAAGGUUGAAUAUUGGAAAGAAGAGAAGUUAAUGUACCAUAGCUGAAGAUCAAGGUGGAGCAUUGGAAAAACGGCGAGGUCCACAGCUGUAUAUCAAAGCCUAGCUCUGAAAGAGAGACGUUUGCUGAUAUGAGUCAUGGAGAGGAACAGUGGAUUGCAGUUUGAAAGGAGCCACAACGAAUUAACAAGACUGCGAAUUUAUUUAAACACGAUUAAAAUAUCAGUCGUGAUAAAACAUUCACUUCGCUGACAUAACUAAGCAGAUUGUUAUACCACCAAACUGUGAGCAUUUACAUUCACUGUACGUGUUCAACUAAAUGAGUGGAUACAGGUCGUAAACGUGACCGUGUCAAGGUUACAACCGUUACUUGUAGAUACUGUACAUAGUUUGUGAAUUCAACUCCUCGUCGUAGUUCCUGUGAACGAUGAGAUAUAGGUGGCAUGCACUGGCGAAAGGAUAACGUCGAAUUCCAAAAAGUGAUUUUGGAAAGAGACGUUACUGGGGAGGAGAAAAAGAGAGCUUUUUGGGGCCUGGCCAUCUCUCUCGUUCCCAGUGCUCUCUCGCCUCGAGUCCUAAGGGCUCCAAGCCCGUCAACGUUUAUGCUCUUUUUGACGUGUUCCUACAAAGGAAAUGUACCCAACAUCUGCUCAAACAUUCGCUUUAUUGUGGCCCUACAUGGAUAAACCAACAUUGUACCCAGUUACGAAAGAAAGCCAAAUUUAUUUGCUUCUGUUAGGAAAUAUAGCUCAUUCAGUUUUCUCUCUAACCAACGCUCGGAAAUGUAAAUAAACUUUUUUCGUAAUGAUAACGUCAUAGAAAAGUAAAUUAUUUUGAUGGUCA